This is a messenger RNA of Staurois parvus, 458 nucleotides long. The record is from the annotation of a GenBank genome assembly. Lineage: Eukaryota; Metazoa; Chordata; Amphibia; Anura; Ranidae.
GGCACUGAUAGGUGACACUGAUGAUGGGUACUGAUAGAUGGCACUGACUGGCGGCACUGACUGGCACAACCGCUGGGCACUGACUGGCAGCACUGGUGGGUGGGCACAGGUGGGUGGCACUGGUGGGCACAGGUGGGUGGCACUGGUGGGCACAGGUGGGUGGCACUGGGUGGGCACAGGUAGGUGGCACUUCUGGACACAGGUGUGUGACACUGCAGAGUGGCACAGGUGGGUGCACUGCUGGGCACAGGUGGGUGCACUGCUGGGCACAGGUGGGCAGAACUUGCGGGUGGCACUGCUGGGCACCGAUCAUCAGGGCACUGAUCAUCAGUGCCCUGAUGAUCGGUGCCGAUCCUCGCUCUGACAACUGCCGGUUCUCGGCAGUACUUUCCUCACGAUCUGACAGCGUGAGGAAAGUGCAGCCCAGAACCGGCACUUGCAUUUCCCUCUGAUCAGCG